Molecule: messenger RNA, 1333 nt
Organism: Ogataea polymorpha
Lineage: Eukaryota; Fungi; Ascomycota; Pichiomycetes; Pichiales; Pichiaceae
Exons: 1
Coding region: 1-651 (216 amino acids)
Source: RefSeq, a predicted model, not a curated record
AUGAGCACUGAUAUCGAGCGCGAGCUCAAGCGCGAGGAAACCGAGCUAGCAAGAGUACGUGUGUUUCUUUCUACCACCACUAACCGCCAGGAUAAGGAAAUAGACCGCAUUCUGCGCGAAUGCAAGCUGGAUCACUACUCCGUGCUAGGGGUGCAGCCGGGCAUUUCCGUCGCUGACGUCUCUAAGCUGUACCGCAAAAAGUCGCUACUGAUCCAUCCGGACAAGACGCGUCAUCCACGUGCCGUGGAAGCGUUUGAUCUGCUUAAUAAAGCCUCGAACGCGCUCCAGGACGACAAGGAGCGCAAACGCCUAGACCAGAUGUGGACCGAUGCGCGCAAGGUACUCAUCAAGGAGAACGGCUGGAGUAUUGACGAUGAGCGGCUGACGACGGCCGAGUUUUUGGAGUCAUGGAGGGCGAAGGUGCGCGAAUUGCUGAUCGAGGAGGAAUUCAUACGGCGAGUGGAGCUGAAAAAGCAGCAGAACGAGGAAUUGAAGAAGCGGAAGGAAAGAGACGCCGAGUUGGAGCAGCGCCAGGAAGAGAAGCGGCUUCGCGACGCGUGGGAGAGCAAACGUGACGAAAGAGUGACGAGCUGGCGCAAAUUCUCUGAUAAGAACGAGAAGAAGAAGAGGAAGAAGAGCGUGUUGGUGUAAGGAGGGGCUGGGAAAAAAAAAAAAUUCAAAUAUCAAUUUUCCAAGAUCAAUAGUUCAUCCAUGCCACAUCUCUUCCAGUAUCUGACCGUCGCGACCAUCUCGCUCGUGACAGGAUGCUGCAUAGGAGCACUGAUUGCUCCUGUUUAUGGGCCGUCGCCUGUGUCGUCGCCUUUCCAAAGCUUACUUAGCACCGCUGGCAGUUCAGAGACCCCGUCUUCAGCAGAGGGCCUGAGCGACGACGAGGACCAGGACGGUGUAGCCAUUGACUCGCGGCCGCUGAACGAGAUCCCGGGGGAAUGUCGCAUGGCCCUGGUGAUUCGGGCUGAUUUGGGCAUGCAAAAGGGCAAGAUUGCUGCCCAGUGCGCGCAUGCUGCCGUUGCCUGCUACCGGCUCAUGUCCGAGCCGGGCUCGGAGGCCCAGAACCUGCCGCUUCUGCAGCGCUGGAACAACCGCGGGCAGGCUAAAAUCACGCUCAAAUGCUCCGGCAUGGACGAGAUGGACACUCUUUUCGCCAAGGCCAUGAGUCUGAACGUGAAUGCGUACAUUGUUCACGACGCUGGCCGAACGCAAGUCGAGCCCGGCUCGGCAACUGUGCUGGGGCUGGGACCGGCGCCGAAGCCCGUGCUAGACCUCAUCACAGGGGACCUAAAAUUAUAUUAGAUGCAUUAAUGACUAGUUUAUU